Molecule: messenger RNA, 1059 nt
Organism: Pseudogymnoascus verrucosus
Lineage: Eukaryota; Fungi; Ascomycota; Leotiomycetes; Thelebolales; Thelebolaceae
Exons: 5
Coding region: 1-1059 (352 amino acids)
Source: RefSeq, a predicted model, not a curated record
AUGGCGAUCAGCGAGAGGGAAUGGAAGAUGAUCAUUAUUGUCUCGGUGCUGGUCGGUCUCGCCACCAUUUCUGCUAUCUUGCGCCUAUUCGCCAGGUACAAGCUUCGCGUCAGGAUUGAGGCGGACGACUAUCUGUGCUUUACGGCUCUGUUUCUAUUAUAUGGCAUGCUAAUACAAUUAAUUCUUUGGGUUGCCAUUGGCGGAAAUGGCACUCAUAUAAAAUAUCUCUCUCCCGAAACACUAUUAACUUUUGGCAAGAUCUUCAUCGCCAACCAAUUCACGUACUUUGCUCUGGUCCCCAUCCUCAAAAUCUCAUUCAUCAGCUUCUAUCGCCGCAUCUUCUUUACUUCCCAUCGCUUCAACGUGAUCUCCUGCACUUUCAUCUGGAUCAUCGGUAUUUGGGGCGCUGGCAUAUUCCUCAUCUGCGCUUUACAGUGUCGGCCGCUUCGGGGUUACUGGGAUAAGAGCAUCGAGGCGCAUUGCAUCAACGGAAAUGUUUUCUUCAUUGUUAAUCAGGGCUUCAAUGUAGUUAUGGAUUUUGUCAUCCUGGCGCUACCGCUGCCGAUUAUCUUUAACCUGAAGAGGGCAUGGCAGGAUAAGUUGGCGCUGACCGGAAUAUUCGCUCUUGGGGGAUUCGUUUGCUUCGCGAGCAUUUACCGCAUUGUUGUUUUGUUCUAUAUUGACCCGGCAGACCCAACCCAUACUGUCUACCGGGCCACCCUAUGGACACAUAUAGAGCCCUCAGUUGGCCUUAUUUGUUCCUGUCUCCCCACGAUCCGUGGACUCUUUCCUGCCUACCGUUGGCACUCGCGGAGCUCUCCCUAUCCGCCGGAUCACCACGACUAUAUUAAUUCUUCUUCGAAUAGAGGAGCGGAGCACCUCGUACCCAGCGACCUGUCAAAGAACUCAGUCUACAUCAUGAUGGAGGAUGGGUUGGUGAAGCCAGAGCAGGAUCACGGGUGGGUCGAGGACCGGCAUGAUAUUGAGGAGAAUGAGGGAAGGCGCGAGGGAGGGAUUGUACGGAGGACAGAUACACAAGUUGUCCAGGGAUUGGUAUAG